AUGAGUUUCUUCCGUACAUUGAGCCUGACGGCUGCGGCCAUGGCUGCUGUGGCUGAGGGCCAUGUAUGCCGAUCCCCAUCUGCUUCUCCCAGUGUCACCAUCGAGCAGGGUGUGAUCCAGGGCUUCUCCCAGAAUGACACCAAUGUCUACUUAGGCAUUCCAUUUGCUGAGACCACGGCUGGGGAGAACCGUUGGAAGGCUCCUAAGCCCAUCAGCUCGUUCCCCAACGGUCACUUUGAGGCUACUGCUUAUGGACCAUCUUGUGCGCAGGCAAUGUCUGGGACGGCAAUCACCGCCCAGAGCGAGGAUUGCCUCAACCUCAACAUUUGGACUCCCCGCCAAGGUGACUCUCUCCCUGUGUUCGUCUAUAUCUAUGGCGGUGCCAUGGUCACGGGAGGCAACAGCAACGCCCAAUGGCAGGGGUACAACUUUGCCCGUGAUGAUGUUAUCUACGUCAACUUCAACUACCGCGAGAGUGUCUAUGCGUCGCCCAAUGCGCCUGAGCUGCAGGGACAGUCCCAGAACUUUGGAAUCAUGGAUGUGGAGUCAGCCUUGGAGUGGGUUCACAACAACAUUGAAGCUUUCGGUGGUGACAAGUCGCGUAUCGUACUGGGUGGCCAUUCAUCUGGUGGAGUGCAUGUUGAUCACUACCUCUGGAACCACCCCGAGACCUUCCUGGCUGGUGCGAUCGAGAUGUCUGCCAAUGCUCAAUCCGGUCCUGGCUAUGCGCCUACCGGUGUUGCGCUGAAGCAGGUGGUGCAGGACAUGCUUGAUGCCGGCGUGUCCCUGGACUGCACGGCUGAAGACUAUACUCUGGACUGCCUGCGUGCAGCAGAUACUUAUGCCUUCCAGACAACUGACUUCAACUCCACCACCAACACCUGGUUCUCACCACCGGUGGACGAGAUCACCCGCUUCUCCAACUACACUGACCGCUUUAUCAAUGGUCACUAUCCAAAAUCGCUGCCGCUGAUUGUCGGAAACUCCGACCAGGAGGGCGAGAUCUUUGGCUACGUCUAUGGCAGUGAGAACACCGACUUUUCAUCCUGGAUCCGCACUUUUGAUGCCGAUAUUGCCUUCGUGCCCGCGGAUGAGCUCCUGGCCGCCUACAACGAAUCCGAUUACGCCUCUGUCUCUCUGAUGAGCGGUGCCUCUUACGGUGACGCGCGCUUCCUCUGUGCGACCGACGCCCUGCUGGACCUGCGUGCUUCCGAGCAACCCACCUGGAUCUACCGCUGGUUCGGUGAAUACUCGAAUGCGCUGCCAAUCCCCAAUCUUGGGCCCUCGCACGGAAGUGAGGUGCCCUUUUUCCACGGCGGCAAUGAAUGCUUCUCGCUUCUCGACGGCGUGACCGACGCAGAGCAGCAGCUGGCAGACUACAUGCACUCCUGGUUUGUCUCCUGGAUUCGCAACCCUAGCGCUGGACCUGGCUGGGACAAGGCCCGCCCUGUUGAUGGACCCUUGGCGCGCGUAGGCGUACCUGAGCAUGAGGAGGAGAUUGUGAUGAGCACGACUGGCGCGUACAACAGUCGCUGCCAGAAGGUCUUCAAACCUAAUUACCCUAAAUAUCCCGUAGUGCAGAACCCUGUUUUGCUGGCGGAGAGUGCCUGA
This is a messenger RNA of Penicillium nucicola, 1611 nucleotides long. RefSeq lists its product as uncharacterized. The transcript is spliced from 2 exons. The record is from RefSeq and is a predicted model, not a curated record. The coding region runs from base 1 to 1611 and encodes 536 amino acids. NCBI's taxonomy places the organism in Eukaryota, Fungi, Ascomycota, Eurotiomycetes, Eurotiales, Aspergillaceae.